This is a messenger RNA of Camellia sinensis, 2588 nucleotides long. Its product is annotated as QWRF motif-containing protein 2. NCBI's taxonomy places the organism in Eukaryota, Viridiplantae, Streptophyta, Magnoliopsida, Ericales, Theaceae. Gene Ontology annotation, molecular function: microtubule binding. Gene Ontology annotation, cellular component: cytoplasm; nuclear microtubule. Gene Ontology annotation, biological process: spindle assembly. The record is from RefSeq and is a predicted model, not a curated record.
GUAGCAUAGCAACUCAAGCACACGAACUAGAACUAGUACGGCAGUUGCGCUCCCAAAUCUCGCUCAUCACGCCUCUUUAUAUUCUCGCCGCCGGCUUCAUGUAACGGUCAUAUAUCGCCUCAUUUUCUCUCUCCUAGAACCCCUUCCUUUCUAGUUUCUUUCUCUCUCUCUCUCUCUCUCUCUCUCUCUGUAUAUAUAUAUAUUCUCUCACUUCAUCCCUUCAGUACACUCACGCCUCCCUUGUCUCUCUAAAUUAAGAAUUAGCUUGAAUAGUCACAGGUUUUGGGCUGUAAUUAGGGUUUGAUAGUUAUGAGCUGUGACAAGUGUGUGCUAUAAUGGUGGCUGCUGUGUCUGCUACGCCGAACCCUAAUAAGGUCUCAUCACAAGGUGGGGUUCACCACCAGAACAACCCCAAAAGGCCUCCAUUGUUACCUUCUGAGGCUGACAAUGGCGUCGUUGGCCCUCCUCCUCGGAGACCCAAAUCCAGAGAAGUCACUUCUCGAUACUUGUCUUCUAGUUGUACCACUUCAUCAUCUUCGUAUUCAUCAUCGUCGUCGUCGUCGUCUUCGAAUUCGUCUUCCUCCAGGCGCUAUCCUUCGCCUCUUGUUUCGAGAACUGUGCCGAUGACGCCGAUUCCUGCUCCUUCACGGUCGCAAUCUGCAGAGCGGAGGCGGCCGGGAAAUGCCGGGGAGAUGUCGGCUGCUGCGAAGUUGUUGGUGGCUUCGAAGAGGAGUUUGUCAGUUUCGUUUCAAGGAGAUUCGUAUUCGCGCAAGGCGAAGCCAGCGCCGGCGGCGAAUAAUUUGACUAGUUCGAGCAGGAAAGCGACGCCGGAGAGGGAAAAUUCGAAGCCAAUUAUUAAAGAUCAUCAGCAUCGCUGGCCUGGGAGAUCGCGGGAAUUGAAUUGUUCUAUGACGAUAAGGAGUUUGGAUUGUAGUCCCGCUGAUAAGAAAAAAAUGGGGGCAUUGCUACAACAAUCCAUCAUCAUGAUCGAUGACAGCAGUAAAGCCUCAGUUGCUAGCCCCAGAUUGAAAGCCAAUUCCGACCUUGAUAAAGCUGCUCAGAUUGUAAUUGAUGCAAUUUCAGAUGCUGGAUCUGCUGCCACUUCUGAUCUGGUUGCUUCGGACGACACUGAAAGUGUUUCCUCUGGAAGCACUGGAGCGGGGGCGGGAGCUGGAGUUGUACAAGAAUGUUGUGUGAGAGCUGCUGCUCCCGUGCGUGGAAGAGGGCCACGCGGCAUCGUGGUGCCCGCCAGGUUUUGGCAAGAGACUACUAACCGGCUGCAGCGCCGAUUGCCAGAGCAAGUUUCCCCAAUUUCAAAGAAUAAUAAUGGGUUGAAAACGGUAACUCCACCAAAACUCAAUGCAUUGAAGAAAUCCUAUAUGGAUAGUCCAAUUUCAACGCCUAGAGGAGUUUCAGGUAGCAGGGGUUUAUCUUCUCCUCUUCGUUGUGGUGUUCGGCCAGCAUCGCCAAGCAAGCUUGUGACAUCUUCCGUGUCAUCCCCAUCGAGGGGGAUGAUGAGCCCAUCUCGAGUGAGGAAUGGCGGUGUGGCAAGCACCGUGAAUAACGAUUUGGGAAACACUCCUUCAAUUCUCAGCUUUGCUGCUGAUGUAAGGAGGGGGAAGGUUGGGGAUGCACACUUGCUGAGGCUGCUACAUAACAGGCACUUGCAAUGGCGAUUUAUAAAUGCAAGAGCAGACAAUGCAAUGAUGGUCCAGAAAGUGACUGCAGAGAGAAGCCUAUACAAUGGUUGGGUGGCUACCUCGAAAUUGCUGCAUUCUAUCAAAACCAAAAGAAUAGAGUUACAGUUGUUGCGGCAAAACUUGAUGCUAUACUCCAUCCUCAAGGGACAAAUUCUUUAUUUGGAUGAUUGGGAUCUUAUUGACUGGGAUCACUCCAAUUCCUUGUCUGGGGCUAUUGAAGCAUUGGAAAGCAGCACUCUCCGGCUUCCUAUUGUUGGUGGUGCAAGGGCAGAUACUCAAAAUGUCAAAGAUGCUAUUUGUUCAGCAGUUGAUGUGAUGCAGUCUAUGGCAUCCUCUAUAUGCUCUUUGUUGACAAAGGUAGACCAAGUGAACCCAUUGUUGUCUGAACUUGCAAACACAACUGCAAAGGAACGUGCUUUACUUGAUCAGUGCAAAGAUCUAUUGUCCACACUAACAGCCAUGCAGGUGAAGGAUUGCAGCAUGAGAACACAUAUACUACAACUGAGGUGUAAUAAGCCUUCAGGCCUGACAAAUGAAGUAUAAAAAAGCUGAUAUGUCAAUUUGACCGCUUACCUUACGAGCUAACAUAAUGUGAAAUCAGAAAGUAGCGUGUGGUUGUUUGUGGCUUGGAAAAGCUGAGUACCCAUUUUUGCCGCCUUCAAGAUCUGCCGAUAUUGGCUAUACGAGGUGUUUUGAAUUUGCACAGAUGGUGAAAAAUUGUCUUUCUCGACUUCAGUAGUAUAUAGAUAGAUUGUAUACAGGUAUUCUCUAUUAUAGUAAAAAGGAAAAUGUAGGUAAAUAUGUAUAAAUGAUGUUUUCAAUUCCCCAAGUUCUCAGUGGUUAUUGUCCAAUUUCUUUUAGCAGGCAUGUCAUCAUAAAAUGCUCAUA